AUGCGCGCGCACGCCGAGUCAGCGUCGACGUCACCGAGGGACGCGCGCGCGAUGUUAACGGCACGAACGACGGCGCGAACGUCGACGGCGACGCGGACGCGGACGCGGACGAAUCCAUCUCUCACGACGAUCGCUCGUCCGAGCGUUGAGACCGCGCGCGCGCGCUUCACCGUCGUCGCGAAUGCGGAGGACAAGCAGCCGAAGAUUACGAGGGAGAACGAAAAGGAGGCGUGGUUGUCCGAGAUGGAGCGCGAGGGUGCGAAUCCGAUGAAGGAUCCGAUGGCGAUGAUCGGGAUCGGCGGUCUCAUGGUGCCGUUCGUCAUCCUGGCCAUCGCCAGCGCGGCUGGAUUCAUUGGUCAGUAG
Messenger RNA from Ostreococcus tauri, 363 nucleotides. RefSeq names its product unnamed product. The transcript has a single exon. Bases 1 to 363 code for a protein of 120 amino acids. The record is from RefSeq and is a predicted model, not a curated record. Lineage: Eukaryota; Viridiplantae; Chlorophyta; Mamiellophyceae; Mamiellales; Bathycoccaceae. Gene Ontology annotation, cellular component: chloroplast.